Molecule: messenger RNA, 1446 nt
Organism: Bipolaris victoriae FI3
Lineage: Eukaryota; Fungi; Ascomycota; Dothideomycetes; Pleosporales; Pleosporaceae
Exons: 1
Coding region: 1-1446 (481 amino acids)
Molecular function (GO): FAD binding
Source: RefSeq, a predicted model, not a curated record
AUGGCGACUACCAACACAGCUGCAAGCUACUUUACGCUUAACCCUGGCGGCAGCAAUGGAACUACCCAUACUAACGGUACUUCCAACACCAACGGCACAUCCCACGCCAAUGGAAUAUCCCACACCAACGGUACAUCCCACACCAACGGAUCGUCCCAUAUAAAUGGCAAGAUAUCGAAAAACCUUCCAAUCGUGAUAGCUGGGGGUGGUUGUGUCGGCCUUUUCCUUGCUCUUCUUCUGGCUCAGUCGGAUAUCCCUAACAAAGUCAUCGUCAUCGAACCCGAGCAACCUGACCCCAGCUCCACACGAGCAAUGGCCCAUCAGCCACCGACUUACCCGAUAUUCUCAAAAGUAGAAGGAUUACUGCCAGAGUUAAUCAAGACUGGAAGUUUGAGCUCAGGAUUGUGCUUCCGAAACAGUUUGCAAAAUGGAGACAAGAUUAUCGCUGAAAAGACUUUUGACAAUUCAGGAGAGGGAAUGAAGGGAAAGGGACAGCUUUUGUUGCCCCAAGGCAAGUUUCAGCAAGUACUCAUGAAAAGAUUGGCUGCUUUGGAUGAAAAGGCGGAGAUUCGCAUCGGGGUCAGUGUCACUGGAUUAAGACCAUCACGGGACAGUGUUGAUGUCAAGACGACGCCUACGCCUACCUCUUCACGCCUUGGGAUCGAAUGGAUAGAAGCAGCAUAUCUCAUCGACGCAUCUGGAGCGCACUCUACCAUCCGAAAAGAGCUCGGUGUCAAACUAGAAGGCGAGACGCUCGCAGCCCAACUCGUAGCCACAGAUCUAUACUUUGACUUCCACAGCCACGGCUUCUACGACGCAAACUUCAUCAUCGAUCCACAGAGCUACGGCCUCAUCGGGCGCAUCAGCCACGCAACAGACUCGAAGCCACCUCUAUGGCGCGUAUCCUACGGUGUGCCUCUGAGCACCACCGAGGAAGAAAUCAAGAAAGACGUAGACGAAAAGCUCCGUCUCAUGCUCCCCAACAAAGGCAGAAACAGCGAAGGAGCCAUCGCCUACGAAAUUACCCGAAUAGCACCGUACAAAGCGCAACAACGCCUCGUCGAAUCCCUCUACCACGCCUCCUCACACACCUGCCUCGUAGGCGACGCCGCACACCUAACGAACCCCUACGCCGGUCUCGGUCUCGCCUCCGGCAUGGCUGACGCUUCCUCUCUCGCCGAAGUCCUAAUCCACAUCAUGAGCGACAGAGCACUCAACGAAGAGCGGCUACUGAAGUCAUGGUCGGAUGCCCGACGCGAAAAGUUUCUAAGCGCAAUCGAUAUGCCGUCGCGUAUGGCGUAUCAGCGCGUCAAGACAGAUGUCAGUUCCGAUGAGAAGAUACACGAGUUCAUGACCAGGGAUCCGCUGGUCGGCGCGCUGAACAAGGGUAUGCCCGUGCAGCCACCGAGUUUGGAGACUAAAGUGCACGAGUUGGAGGGGUGGUGA